This is a messenger RNA of Funneliformis geosporum, 1131 nucleotides long. Lineage: Eukaryota; Fungi; Glomeromycota; Glomeromycetes; Glomerales; Glomeraceae. The record is from the annotation of a GenBank genome assembly.
AUGAUAUCGGAACCGAAUUUACCUCAUUCAUUCUUACAAUCGACAAUAGUUUUCGAACAAUGGGAAGGACAAGAAAAAGGAAUUAUUAGAUCACCGGCAAUAAUCGAAUAUAAUGAUGACUAUUCAAAGAUAAUAAGAUGGGGCACACCAGUUUUAAAACAAUUAAAAAACGAUCCGGAUAAUCCGAAUGAAGACUCGGAAUUUCCAAGAGAAAUUUAUACCUUUCAAGUGUUUAAUAGUGAACAAGAAGACAAUUGGUUACCACCUGAACUCUCUCGAAAAAAGUUAAUUAGUGAUUAUUUAAGUGAGAUACAAAAGGUUAUUGUUUCUACCAUACAAGAAAGUUGGCCCGGAGUUAAACCAUCUCAAGAAACUGGUGUUUUAUUCAUUGUGCCAGAUAAAUGGGGACCUACAUAUUGCAAUAUUUUAAGUCAAUGUUUACUUGAAAAUCGAUUGCUUUGUGAUAAUAAAGAAAAUAUUCAAUUUAUUUCGAGAGGAAAAGCUAUUGCAUUGAAUUGCCUCUCUGAAAAUAAAGGUGUUUUAAAAUAUGGAGAUUACUUUUUGAUCGUGGAGAUUGAUAGGGAUACAAUUAAUUUGACCGCAAGAGAAUAUAUGUCAGAAAAUACACUUGAUGAAAUUCAUGAUCGUAAAGGGGAUUAUAAAGAAGAUUCAAGUAUUGAAAAAAGAUUUUUAACAUCUCAAGGAAUUUCCAACGAUAUUUCAAUUCAUAAGAAUACAAACCUAAAACAAAUUUAUCAAACUCAAUUACAAAUACAACCAAACCUUGAAUCAUUAAUUAAAAAAUUUCAAUUAACUGGUAAACAAACAAGAACAACAAGAACAAUUGAAUUAGGUUCAAUUUUACCUUCAUUAAAAGAAAUGAAUUUAGAGUUAAAUAAAUGGUGUAUUGAAUUAGAUUUGAAAUUGAUCGCAGAUUUAUUCGAUCCUUUAUCGGAUAGACUGCAACGAUUUAUUAAUACUAAAUUUAAAGAUGAAGAUGAAUAUAUAGAAUAUUCCGUCAUAUUCUUUGUUGGAAACAUUUUUAAAAUUUUAUUAAAUGGAGCUUUGGAAUUUGUACAAGAUAAUACUUUAUAUCCGGUUUUAACUAGUUUGCUUAGAAAAGCAUUUUGA